AUGACAGUUGCUUCCAUCGUGGAGACAAGACGGUUGGCCGUGGUUAGAGUUGUGGGUGGCAAUGUCACAACUUUGCCUAUGCAAUUCUACAUAUUGAUUCCACAGUUCUUCCUUGUUGGCUUGGCAGAAUCAUUCACGUACAGCGGGCAGCUUGACUUCUUCAUAACUAGAUCUCCAAAAGGGAUGAAAUCGAUGAGCACUGGGCUUUUCCUCUCGACUGUGGGACUUGGGUUUUUUGUCAGUACCUUCUUGGUGUCCAUAGUCAACCAGGUGACUGGAACCCAAGUUGGCACUGGAUGGCUAACCAGUAACAUAAACUAUGGGAAAUUAUACUAUUUUUAUGCUCUUCUAGCCGUGUUAAGCUUCAUAAACUUGAUAUUCUAUCUUCUUUGUGCCAUAUGGUAUGUGAGGACAAUGAAAAAUACUUCACAAAUAGAGAACAUCAUUACAAAUUCUGAAGAGGAAGAGAAACAUGCCAUGCAGAUGGACGGCACCCUUACAGUUGCAGAGAAAGAUUGUGAAUGA
Molecule: messenger RNA, 525 nt
Organism: Telopea speciosissima
Lineage: Eukaryota; Viridiplantae; Streptophyta; Magnoliopsida; Proteales; Proteaceae
Product: protein NRT1/ PTR FAMILY 6.2-like
Exons: 1
Coding region: 1-525 (174 amino acids)
Biological process (GO): transmembrane transport
Cellular component (GO): membrane
Molecular function (GO): transmembrane transporter activity
Source: RefSeq, a predicted model, not a curated record